Messenger RNA from Entamoeba invadens IP1, 522 nucleotides. RefSeq lists its product as hypothetical. The record is from RefSeq and is a predicted model, not a curated record. NCBI's taxonomy places the organism in Eukaryota, Evosea, Mastigamoebida, Endamoebidae. The transcript has 2 exons. Bases 1 to 522 code for a protein of 173 amino acids.
AUGAGUUCUUCUGAUUAUUACAAUCUCAAAGAACAAACUCGACAAAAUUUCAACAAUGUGAGUGAUGAGUACGAAAAAAUUUCUCUCAAAUGCAACAACUCAAAAUCUACGUGUAAUACAAAGAAUAGUAUCAUCGCUCGUCGAAAGGAAAUCCAACAACAGCUCGAUAAAAUCAAAUUAGACUCCGAUUCAUAUGACGCCGAAUUAAAAAGCGCCAAAGCCGAGUUCGAUAGAUUGGAGUUAGAAAAUAUAUCAUUUACACGAAGCGAUCUCUCUAACGAGAUCAAAGAUCUUCAGCGUCGGUAUGAGUCAAUACAACCAAGUCAAAAAGUUCGUCAAGAGAUCGACACCCAUCACGAUGUAAUGGAGAAGAUGAAAGCCGAGAUAAAUGUUCUGAGUGCGGACGUUCAUUUACAACUCGAAGUAAAGCAACAGCGCCUCCGCGAGUUAACAGAGAGGCUCCGUUUUCUUGAAGAACGCGACGCGCUGAUACAACGUGCGUUGGUCGUUGGUAAUUAUUGA